Messenger RNA from Siniperca chuatsi (mandarin fish), 2150 nucleotides. It is a transcript of the gene peli3, whose product is annotated as pellino E3 ubiquitin protein ligase family member 3. Gene Ontology annotation, biological process: regulation of Toll signaling pathway; protein K63-linked ubiquitination. The record is from RefSeq and is a predicted model, not a curated record. Lineage: Eukaryota; Metazoa; Chordata; Actinopteri; Centrarchiformes; Sinipercidae. The transcript has 8 exons. Gene Ontology annotation, molecular function: ubiquitin protein ligase activity; protein binding. The coding region runs from base 477 to 1895 and encodes 472 amino acids.
CUGAGGGUUGUCGGGUGAUUUUUCCGGGAUGCCUGAGAAGAUGAGGCUGUCGCGCAUGGAACGGGAUCGUAGGUCCAGAAUAGUUUCUUUCAUCGGUGUGUUUUCGUUAGUGGCAGCAUGCAUUAGUUCGCCAGAGAGAGAGAGAGAGAGAGAGAGAGAGAGAGAGAGCGUGACAUCGGGCUGUCUGCUGUUAUAUCCGGGAGGAAUGGACGCGUCUCAGUCGCCAGUGUAACGUGAACGGAGGCGAUGCGAUGCUCCCGCUCCUGAUGCCCUGCGCUGCUGCUGCUGCUUCAUCAUCAUCAUCAUCAUCAUCACUCCUAUUCUCCGACUUUACGCUUCCCAGGCCGUACGGGGACUGACAGAACCCGCACACAGAAACACACACCCUGAGGAGGAAUUACACACAGAUCCGAGCCGGUCCCGGACCUCCAUUGGCAAACAUCAGCGGCAGCGAGCCCCAGUUGUGGCCGGUGGGCAUGGUUUUGGAGGGCAGCUCAGAGGCGCUGUGUCCCCCCCCAUCUCUGGAGCUGCGCCCAUCCUGCAACAAGAGCCAGCCCUCGCCUCCUCUAGGCUCAAGCUCGCAACCCCACGACGGAGUCUUCCCUGAGGACAAGGAGCCCGUCAAGUACGGAGAGCUCAUCGUCUUAGGGCACAAUGGGUCGCUGGCCAAUGGGGACAAGGGCCGCAGAAGAAGCCGCCUGGCCCUCUAUAAGAGACCGAAAGCCAAUGGGGUCAAACCUGAUGUUAUCCACAAUGUCUCAACCCCUCUGGUGUCAAAGGCACUCAGCAACAAAAGCCAGCACAGCAUCUCCUACACACUGUCACGGAGCCACUCUGUCAUUGUGGAGUACACCCAUGACACCAACACAGACAUGUUUCAGAUUGGCCGGUCCACAGAGAGCAUGAUCGACUUUGUGGUGACGGACACAGCGGGCAGUGGCAGCGGUCAGGGCGGGGGUGCAGCAGGAGAGGGUGGCGGCGGAGGCCAGUCGGUCCAGAGCACCAUCUCCCGCUAUGCCUGCCGCAUCAUGUGUGAACGCAGCGCUCCCUACACAGCCCGCAUCUAUGCCGCCGGCUUCGACUCCUCCAAGAACAUCUUCCUGGGGGAGCGGGCUGCCAAAUGGAGGACAUCGGAUGGCUUGAUGGAUGGCCUGACCACCAACGGGGUGCUGGUGAUGCACCCGGCGGGGGAGUUUGUGUCUGAGCCAGCUCCGGGCGUCUGGAGGGAAAUUUCAGUUUGUGGAAACGUCUUUGCCUUGAGGGAGACUCGCUCAGCCCAACAGAGGGGAAAACUGGUUGAAAAUGAGUCAAACACCCUCCAGGACGGUUCUCUGAUUGAUCUAUGUGGGGCUACCCUGCUGUGGAGGACCCCCGCCGGACUGCGCCACACCCCCACCCUCAAACAGCUAGAGUCCCUUCGCCAGGAGCUGAAUGCCGCUCGGCCCCAGUGUCCCGUGGGCUUCAACACCCUAGCCUUCCCCAGUCUGGCCCAGCGUGAGAUUGUUGACAAGAAGCAGCCUUGGGUCUACGUCAACUGCGGCCAUGUACAUGGAUACCACAACUGGGGCUACCGCAAGGAGAAGGGUCCCGCUGGCCCCGGGGGCACAGCACCAGCCAGCACCGGGGAGAGGGAGUGCCCCAUGUGCCGGCGAGUGGGCCCCUAUGUGCCACUGUGGCUGGGCUGUGAGGGAGGAUUGUACCUGGAUGCCGGGCCGCCCACUCACGCUUUCUGCCCCUGCGGCCAUGUAUGCUCAGAAAAGACAGUGGUGGGGUGGAGCCAGAUCCCGUUGCCCCAUGGCACCCAUGCCUUCCACGCUGCCUGCCCCUUCUGUGGUACCUGGUUGACAGGGGAGCAGGGCCACAUCAAACUCAUCUUCCAGGGCCCCGUCGACUGAAGCUCAGACCUGGGUGCCACUAAGAGGAAAGUGACAGUGGAUUGGACUGAGAUAGACGUGCUGAGGCAAGACUGUGUGCUAGAACAAAAAUCUGAACACUCAAGUGUGGGAUGAAAGAGAAAGCACUGAUGACAAGUACAGGAAAAGGACUGUUGACAGAAUGAAUUGAAAGUGCCAUGCAAUAGUAGAUUGUCAAGGCUUCAAAUGGAAUAUUAGGUGUAUGGAGAAUAUGUAAAUAAAUUGUGUUGAAAUGAA